UCUCCAAUAACAACACAGGCAUCAUGGCGGCUUUCGGGAGCAGACGACUCGCUCUUUCUGUCAAAGAUUAUCUCCUGUUUUCCUUUCGUGGAAGAUCACAGUUGAUGAGAAUGACAGUAUCACCAUGCAGCACAACCACAAGCCCAAGCUCUACAACUCCCUCUCCCUCCCAGACAGAAAGUAAAGAAGCGGAUGUAUAUAACGCAUCAGAAGUGGAGCAGCUGUUGAUCAAACAAAGUAAAAUGGAUAUGCCUGUCGAAAUGCCAAACCCCUAUGAGAGAGAGAAAUUACAGUGCAUACUCUGCAACUACAAGGUGCAUUUAGACUACAAGAAUGUUAGAUUGCUCUCCCAGUUUGUAUCACCUUUCACUGGACAGAUUUACGGCAGGCAUAUUACCAGGUUAUGUCGGAGACAACAAUCAAUACUGGAACGAGAAAUACAAAAGAGCAGAGAUGCAGGUUUCAUGCCAGUGAUGCUGAAGAGUGUAGAUUUCUUGAAGGAUCCCAAAUUAUUUGACCCCAACAACCCUGUUCGGCCACAUAAAUAUUAGUGAUCAGAUACUGGUUUUGUAGAUAUGCACAUAUGAAGAGAUACAGUGCAGUCCAGAAAUGUGACUUUUGUAUAAAAUACUGAAUUAAAAUGUUGAGUUCUUUU
This is a messenger RNA of Penaeus indicus, 655 nucleotides long. RefSeq names its product small ribosomal subunit protein bS18m-like (gene mRpS18C). The transcript is spliced from 4 exons. Lineage: Eukaryota; Metazoa; Arthropoda; Malacostraca; Decapoda; Penaeidae. Gene Ontology annotation, cellular component: mitochondrial small ribosomal subunit; ribosome. Gene Ontology annotation, biological process: mitochondrial translation. The record is from RefSeq and is a predicted model, not a curated record. Gene Ontology annotation, molecular function: small ribosomal subunit rRNA binding; structural constituent of ribosome. Bases 24 to 551 code for a protein of 175 amino acids.